AUGGGCUCCGUGAGUAACGGCCAGUCAGGCCAAGGCCUUGGAAAUCGAGUCUUCCUGGACAAGAUCGACAAACUCCGCGAGCUGAACAUCUCCAAAGACGUUCCUCUGCCCCAGAUGGUCGUCGUUGGAGAUCAAAGCUCCGGCAAGUCAAGCGUCCUCGAGUCUCUCACAGGAUUCCAGUUCCCUCGCGCAGCCACUCUGUGCACUCGACACGCCACUGAAAUCGUCUGCCGACGAGAGCACACCGAGAGCGUCGUUGUGUCCAUCAUCCCGCACAAUCCGUCUCCCGAGCGGGAGAAGCUCGUCAGGGGCUUUCGACGAUCAACGGACAAGAUUGCCUCUGAUGACUUCCCCAAGAUCUUCGAGGAUGCUGCCAAAGUCAUGGGCAUCAAGCUGUCGGAGACUGACGGUGACGAAGGCAGCGCCUUCAGUCUUGACGUCCUCAAGGUUGAAAUCAGCGGCCCUCACGCUGACCACCUCACGGUUAUUGAUGUCCCCGGCAUGUUUGAGACUGUGACUCCAGGAGUCACCACGGAGUCCGACAUUGACCUGGUGAAGAACAUGGUCAGGCGAUACAUCGAGGAGCGCCGAACCAUUAUUCUUGCAGUGGUUCCCUGCAUUGUAGACAUUGCCAAUCAAAAGAUCCUCCGUCUCGCAGCAGAGGUCGAUCCCGACGGCAAACGAACGUUGGGAGUCCUCACGAAGCCCGAUCUCUGCAUCGAGAAUGCAACCAAGGCCGUUGUCUGCGACCUCGUCAACGGCAAGCGGCGCGAUCUGCACCUCGGCUACUGCGUAGUCAAAAACCUCGGCGCGGAUGACGUCUCGGGAAACAUGCACAGUCGCAACCAGCAAGAACAGGCUCUGUUCGGGCAGGCUCCUUGGAACACCCUCCCCUCCGAUCGAGUGGGCGUCGCCGCGCUUCAGACGCGCAUCGGCCACCUGCUGCAGGACCGAACUCGUGCAGAAUUCCCCCUGGUCCAGAGCGAUAUCAUGGCCAGCCUCAAGAAGAACAAGAAGCUUCUCGCCGGCAUGGGCGAGUCGCGGUCCACCACGGACCAGCAACGUGCCUACCUGGGCAAGGUUGCCUCGGACUUUGCGACCCUCAAGAACUACGGGCUGGAUGCCUACUACACGCGUCACGACUUUUUCGACGACUAUGAAAUGAGGCUGAUUACGCGCGUCCGUACCAUCAACGAAGCUUUUGCCCUCGUGAUGCAUGAAAAGGGCCACUCCAUGGAGUUUGACGACGAUUCUGCUGGCGGAGAUGGUUCCGGACUGGACGAGCCAGACGAAAGCGAUCUGGCAGCAGACCGGUCCCUGCUGUAUGGCGACAAAGUCGAGCUAAAGAUCCCGAAGCUCGGCGAGGGAGACCUGGGCGACAUUGUGUCGGACCCGUAUUGGUGUGCAGAGCCCAAGAGGGGCGACAUGCUGCAGCAUAUCCAGGAGCUCUACCUCAACUCGCGAGGCUACGAGAUGGGCACUUUCAGCAGCGAGAUGCUGUCUCGCACCUUCAAGGAGCAGGGCAGCAAAUGGCGAGGCAUCACGCUUGCACACGUCUCCAACGCCAUGCUCAUUGUCCAUCAAUUCAUCCACCGGGCCCUGGAAGAGUGCUGCCCUGAUCCCACCGUCCGCGAGGAGCUCUGGGGCUAUCUCCUCUACGGCCACGACGGCGCAAGCGGCCAAAAGGGACACGAAGGCCUGCUCAAGCGCUACCGCCGAGCAAUGGACAAUGCAGAGUUUCUCCUCUCUGUCGAGUUCCAGGAGCGAGCCAUCACCCACGACCCUCGCUUCGACGAGCAGCUCAACAAGCUGAAGCUGGGCGGCGGCGGCAACAAGAAGGCCUCCUCGGAGGAUCCCAGCAACGACAACCAGCCCGCCAAGGAGGAGCCGGAACAGGGCCCCAGCUCUUCGCUCGAAGACACGACGCGGGGCAUCCACGUCCUGCUGCAGUCGUACUACGGCAUCGCGCGCAGCCGCUUCAUCGACGUGGUCUGCCAGCAGGCGAUUGACUACUUUCUCCUCCGCGCCAAGAACGGCCCGCUCGAGGUGCUCUCGGACAAGGUGGUCCUCAACAUGUCGGCGGAGCAGCUCGACGUCAUUGCCGGGGAGGACCUUGCCGUCAAGGAGGAGAGGGAGAGGUUGGCCAAGCAGGUCGAGUCGCUGACCCAGGCCCUCAAGAUUCUGCGAAGCUGA
Molecule: messenger RNA, 2193 nt
Organism: Trichoderma reesei QM6a
Lineage: Eukaryota; Fungi; Ascomycota; Sordariomycetes; Hypocreales; Hypocreaceae
Exons: 4
Coding region: 1-2193 (730 amino acids)
Cellular component (GO): microtubule; membrane; cytoplasm
Molecular function (GO): microtubule binding; GTPase activity; GTP binding
Source: RefSeq, a predicted model, not a curated record